Durusdinium trenchii is the source of this 733-nucleotide messenger RNA. Lineage: Eukaryota; Dinophyceae; Suessiales; Symbiodiniaceae. The record is from the annotation of a GenBank genome assembly.
GCUGGAUGAAGACAGUGUGAUCCAGCAGGAUGUGAGUUUGCGUGGUAGCAAGCGUGAGGUGAAGCAACGCAAGCUCAGUGGUCCCAUGAACCCGAAGGCGUUACCUAUGGUGGAGUUUCAGCAAGAUGCCCAGCCAGCAAUGCAAAAUAUGAUGAUGAUGCUGAUGCAGCAAAUGAACCAAAUGAUGUGGCACUCAGGCAGUAACCCAGAUGCUCGUGGCUCUGGUGUGGGUUUGGGCAAUUUUCGUCCUGCGGCGGCACCAAAGGUCAAGAUGUUGAUGCCUGAUCCUGCCACUCAUGCAUCAAGUGCUCACGCUGCAGCUCCUGCAGCAGCACCGUUGCAGGCCAUUGAGGACAAGCAACCUGGCCCUCAGAGCUCUACAAAGGAAAAUGGGCAUGAAGGGGAAAUGUCUCCCAACAAGGCCAUGCUCGAGGUGAACCAGCCAGAGGCAGCGGUGUUGCUGGAAACCACUCCUAAGAUUCCUGGGCCAAUGAAGAGGCCUGCAGGCAAAGCCGUGCCUACCCCGAAGCCAAAGGCUCAGGGUGCCAAAGGCAAAGGCGGAUCGAAGCCUUCUGGCAAGGGCAAGUCGAAGGCGGUUAAGACUGUGCUUUGCCAGGGAGAGUUCAACCUGUUGUCCAUCCAGCUGGAAGGCCCUGCAAAUGUACAUCUGCGCUGGCAGCAUGGCUUUGAGUGGUUUGUGGAGACUGGCACUCCCAGCCACUUGCUAAAAUAA